This is a messenger RNA of Paramecium tetraurelia, 1800 nucleotides long. RefSeq lists its product as uncharacterized. Lineage: Eukaryota; Ciliophora; Oligohymenophorea; Peniculida; Parameciidae. The record is from RefSeq and is a predicted model, not a curated record. The transcript is spliced from 8 exons.
AUGAGCAAUAGUGUAAAUGGAGAUGACUUUUCUGAAAGAGAGGAUUGCGAUAUCGAAGACGAUGACCAAGUGCCGCAAUUCAACAUGGAACAAGUUUACACAUCAAUGACAUCUGAACACAAUGGAAUCUUUGCCCAAUCAUUUCUCAUCUCGAAAUAAAUAGCAUCUAAUCUCAUCAAGCAAUCAUUAAAAAUAGCAGAAGAACAAUUUAUACAAAUGCAAAUUCCCAUAAGUUCCAAUGCAUAAGUGAUGACCAUAAUGGAUUUGAUUGUAGCCAGCUAUUACAAUGAGGAUGGAUUGCCUAUCAAUGGAUGUAAUAUGACUGAAGAUGGAGAACCUAAUGUAAUACAUUAUGAUCGUUGGAGGAGAAACAGAGUCAACAUUGAAGAAAUGAAUUAGUCAUUUUCUGAUGGUGAAGAAGAAGAAUAUGUUGAAAAUGAAUUACCAUCGCAACACAAUAGCUAAAAAAAUAACAAGUUACGAUUUUCAGUUUUGGAAAAGAAAAAAACACCAAUUGUUGCUCCACCACCAAAAUCAAGUCAUUCAGAAAUAAGAUUGAUAGAAUUUUAAGUAGCAGAGGAUGAAGAUGAAUACAUUGAUAAAUUAAGAUAGAAGAAAUUGUAUGAUAUUAAGAAGAAGAUUGAAAUCGAACAGAAAAUGAAAGAAGACAUAAUUCAAAAUUAAAAAAAAGAAUAAUCCUCCAAUAAAUACACUUAUGAUUAUGAUGGCAAAAUAUUACUCUCAAGAGGAGUCAAAUACGAUAAAUUAUAACCCACAGUAACAAAGUUAAAGGUAGAGAUGAAAGAUCUUCCAAAAACAACCAAUUAAUAGAGUAUUCAAUAGAGUAACUCGAAAAAGGGAAGCAAAUAGACUAUCUAAACUUAGUAGCCAGUGCUCAUCCCCCCUAAAGCCAGUGCAGACAUACCUAAUAAAAAUAUCAUAGAUCGAAAGGACGUAGCUAAAGAUGCAACUGGAGAUAAAGGACUUCGAAUCGACAGAGGAGCCCAAUUACCUUAUGAUACCUUCUCUAUGACAAAUGGUGUUAAAUUGAUCUAUGAUUCGAGAUACAAGGAAAGGAAUCAGUAAUUACAAUAUAGAUUGUCAGGAUAAAACUUUUUACCUGGUGAUGACAUAAGUAAACAAAUGCAACAAAUACGAUUAACUCGAGCAGAAUAUAAGUUGUUGACUGACAAUGGCAAUCCAUUUCAAUAAUAAACAAAAUCUUAAUUUAUACCUUAGGAGACUGUUGAAACAAAAAAGACCUUAGAAAAUACUAAACUUGAAAAGACAGUUCAAUUCAAUGAGAGUCAUCUUGUCAUGAAUAAGUUUUAGCCGAACAAACCUUAAUUGUAGAAAAUUGAGACUCAAUCGGAGAAGAUUUUGACAAAGAAUGCCAAAUUACUUGAGAAUCUGUUGGUCCAACCUAAUAAGCCUGAUACUCCAAGUUAACCAAUUAAGCAAAGUGAACCAUAGAUUAAGUUAGUAAUUUUCAUCUUAAUUAGAAAUCCUAUUGACACUUUCAAUCAAUCCUUACUCAACUCGAAGGAAUGGGGCAAGGCUAAUGCUAAGACUGGAUACUUUCCACCUGUACGUGUGUCGUAACAUCGAGGACACAAUGGAUCAUUAGAAUAACUUUACAAGCUGCCUAGGGAUAGAAUCAAUGUGCAAUAAUAGAGAACUCAAAGUGAGUUCUAUAAAUUGUUACCCAAGAGGUCUGCGCAUUAAUCAAUGAGUGAAGGGAUGUUGUAGACAUUUUACACUACACAUUCCAAGUUUGAUGAAAAACUUAGAUAAUUUUGA